AUGACUGAAUACCAAGCUGAAAUGUUAAAAAAAUUUGGAUAUGAUAAAAUAUGCAUAGAUGGAACACAUGGUUUAAAUAAUUAUAACUUUCAGUUGUAUACUUUACUUGUAGUAGACAAUUAUGGAAAUGGUUUUCCUGUGGCAUUCUGUUUUACAAAUAAAUCAGAUACAUCUACAUAUAAAUUAUUUUUUGAAUAUAUCCAGCGUGCAGUAGGACUUAUCAAAGCUAAUGUAUUUAUGUCUGACGAUGAACCUGGAUUUUAUAACGCAUGGGAAUCUAUUAUGGGUCCGGUUUCUAAACAAUUAUUAUGUACUUGGCACGUAUUAAGAAGUUGGAGUAAAAACCUUUCCAAAAUUCAUUCAAAAGAAAAAAAAUCUAUGGUUUAUAAGACAUUAAAAUCUUUAAUGCAUGAAACUGAUAAAAACAAAUUUUACAUAGAAUUAACAAAGGUCAUUGAAGAUUUAAAAAAUGAUACAGAUACUGCAGAUUUUGGUCAAUAUUUUGUGAGCAAUUAUUCUUCAAGAGUUGAAAAAUGGGCAUUUUUCAAUCGCAGACAUAUUGGUAUCAACACAAAUAUGUAUUUGGAAGCUCUUCAUAAAAAUAUUAAAUAUUGA
Messenger RNA from Aphis gossypii (cotton aphid), 615 nucleotides. RefSeq lists its product as uncharacterized. The record is from RefSeq and is a predicted model, not a curated record. The transcript has a single exon. Lineage: Eukaryota; Metazoa; Arthropoda; Insecta; Hemiptera; Aphididae. The coding region runs from base 1 to 615 and encodes 204 amino acids.